CUCUUCCCUCUUGACUUCUUCGAAAGAUUUUCCAUUUUCUCGAGUUUCAGAGCCAAACACUCUCCACAUUUUCAAAACCAAUUUUUCGUUUUCUCGGAAAAGUUUGGGAUUUUCUCUGUGUUUGGUGAGCUUUGUCGGAGUUUUUCUUCUGCGGUUUCUUGUUCUUGCGGUGGCGCGGUGGAGGAGAGCACCACGCGGAAUCGGCAGGUGAGAGAUUGUUGCUGUAUGUCAGUAGAUUGCAUAGAGAGCUGUUUCGGUGGAAUCGGCGAGCUCGCGAACCCCUUGCAAUGGCCUCAGCUCCGCAAAAAGCGACGCUUCUUCCUCCUAAGGCGGCGUGUUGCUUCCCUUCCGAUGCCGUUGCCCGCGCCGCCGUCGCCGCCGCACCGUCCGACGGCGUCGUUUCGGCCAAUGCCGUACAGGACUGGAGCGUCGCCUCCUCCGACGUCCGCGAUGAUCAGCGGGCCAAGAAGAUCGCCAUGGCCGCGUCGUUGAUUCCCGAACCUUCCACCACUGUUUCUACCAAAGGGAUCUCAAUCAUGCCAAGAGCUCAAUCAAGCCAUCCUUUAGAUCCUCUAUCUGCUGCUGAGAUAUCUGUGGCAGUGGCAACAGUCAGGGCAGCUGGUGCCACACCCGAGGUCCGAGAUGGUAUGCGUUUUAUUGAAGUGGUUUUGGUGGAACCAGAUAAACAAGUUGUUGCACUGGCAGAUGCAUAUUUCUUUCCCCCUUUCCAGCCAUCGUUACUUCCUAGAACCAAAGGUGCACCUAAAAUUCCCAGCAAGCUACCUCCAAGGCAAGCUAGACUUGUUGUUUACAACAAAAAGUCCAAUGAGACAAGCUUAUGGAUUGUUAAGCUAUCAGAAGUUCAUGCACUAACUCGAGGUGGGCACCAUCGUGGACAAGUAAUUUCCACAAAAGUUGUUCCAGACGUGCAGCCUCCCAUGGAUGCGGUGGAAUAUGCUGAGUGUGAAGCUGUUGUGAAGGAUUUCCCUCCAUUUAUAGAGGCUAUGAAAAAGAGAGGCAUUGAGGAUAUGGAUCUUGUGAUGGUUGAUCCGUGGUGUGUUGGUUAUCACAGUGAGGCCGACUCUCCCAGCCGAAGACUUGCUAAACCAUUGAUUUUCUGUAGAACUGAGAGUGAUUGCCCAAUGGAAAAUGGUUAUGCACGGCCAGUUGAGGGCAUCCAUGUACUAGUUGAUAUGCAAAACAUGGUGGUGAUAGAGUUUGAAGACCGCAAGCUGGUCCCCUUACCUCCUGCUGAUCCGCUGAGGAAUUAUACUCCGGGAGAAACAAGAGGUGGUGUAGAUCGAAGUGAUGUGAAGCCUUUAAGAAUUGUUCAGCCUGAAGGUCCAAGCUUUCGUGUUAAUGGUUACUUUGUUGAGUGGCAGAAGUGGAAUUUCAGGAUUGGGUUCACUACCAGGGAGGGUUUGGUUAUAUACUCUGUUGCCUACGUUGAUGGUAACAGGGGGAGAAGGCCUGUAGCCCAUAGAUUGAGUUUUGUGGAAAUGGUUGUUCCUUAUGGAGAUCCAAAUGAUCCACAUUACAGAAAAAAUGCUUUCGAUGCAGGGGAAGAUGGCCUCGGCAAAAAUGCUCAUUCUCUUAAGAAGGGAUGUGAUUGUUUGGGCUACAUCAAAUACUUUCAUGCCCAUUUUACUAAUUUUACUGGAAGCGUUGAAACAAUUGAAAAUUGCGUAUGUUUGCACGAAGAGGAUCAUGGAAUUUUGUGGAAGCAUCAAGAUUGGAGAACAGGUUUAGCAGAAGUUCGAAGGUCUAGGCGUUUAACAGUGUCUUUUGUAUGUACUGUGGCUAAUUACGAGUAUGGAUUCUUCUGGCACUUUUAUCAGGAUGGAAAAAUUGAAGCAGAAGUUAAACUUACAGGAAUACUCAGCUUAGGAGCGUUGCAGCCUGGAGAAUUUCGAAAAUAUGGUACUAUGAUUGCACCGGGAUUAUAUGCGCCAGUUCAUCAGCACUUCUUUGUUGCUCGUAUGGAUAUGGCUGUUGACUGCAAACCUGGUGAAACUUACAAUCAGGUCGUAGAGGUGGAUUUAAAAGUUGAGGAACCUGGGGAAAACAAUAUUCAUAAUAACGCAUUCUAUGCUGAGGAGACACUUCUUAGAUCUGAAUUGCAAGCAAUGCGUGACUGUAACCCUUUGACUGCUCGCCAUUGGAUCAUAAGGAACACGAGAACUGUUAAUAGGACUGGGCAUUUAACAGGCUACAAGCUAGUACCCGGUUCAAACUGUUUGCCAUUGGCUGGUCCUGAGGCCAAGUUUUUGAGAAGAGCUGCUUUUUUGAAGCAUAAUCUUUGGGUUACACCAUAUGCACGUGAUGAGAUGUUUCCCGGAGGAGAAUUCCCUAAUCAAAAUCCGCGUGUUGGUGAAGGAUUGGCCACUUGGGUUCAGCAAAAUCGACCUUUGGAGGAAACUGAUAUAGUUCUUUGGUACGUAUUUGGAAUAACCCAUGUUCCUCGGCUGGAGGACUGGCCUGUCAUGCCAGUGGAGCGCAUUGGCUUUAUGCUUACGCCUCAUGGGUUCUUCAACUGUUCUCCUGCGGUUGAUGUCCCGCCCAAUGCGUGCGAGUUGGAUGCCAAAGACAGCGACGUCAAAGAUGCCGGGGUAGCCAAGCCGAUUCAGAAUGGGAUGCUGUCAAAACUCUGAAGAACUAUUGUGCUUAAAGUAGUUUACCUAUCAUCGUUGCUUAUCAUCUUGAAUCUUUCCUCUAUGUAGAAAUUUAAUCUAUUCACGCAUCUUUGAAGCUUUGUGGGUUUUCUGUUUGUAGACCAACUAAAGUUUGUUGAGCUUUUAUGCAUAAAUAGAAUACAACGCCACUGUGAAUUGGGUUUGCAUUGAACUUGGAUUGGCGAUAGUUGAUAUGUCUGAACUCUGAAUCAAUUAUUGACGGAUGUG
This is a messenger RNA of Morus notabilis, 2900 nucleotides long. RefSeq names its product copper methylamine oxidase. Bases 288 to 2651 code for a protein of 787 amino acids. Gene Ontology annotation, molecular function: primary methylamine oxidase activity; copper ion binding; quinone binding. Gene Ontology annotation, biological process: amine metabolic process. The transcript is spliced from 12 exons. The record is from RefSeq and is a predicted model, not a curated record. Lineage: Eukaryota; Viridiplantae; Streptophyta; Magnoliopsida; Rosales; Moraceae.